CAUUUAUUGAUUUCGCGGGACAGCAAGUAUCUAGCGGAUCCGUUACGGUCAUUUCCGUCUGACUCCUGCAGCGAAGAGGGCGCUUGACUCAGGAAAGCUGAAUGCGACCGGAGGUUCCAUCCACUGGAUCGCCAAGCUUCAUUCCAGCUUUCGAACUGCAAAGUUGUUGUCGAUUCAGCCAGUUACUUGGCCAUCAUGAAGAGCUUAACGCUUCUCAUAUACUUCCUAAGCUUGAUUGGAAGACAGUGUGAAGGCUCGGCCACCUUUAAUUCACUUCCACGCAAGUUUUCUUCGAUAGACGACGACUUUUGGGAAAUAGGCGACGGAGAGCAGAUCAGGCAGUUAAUGAAGGGUUUGUUUUCGGGUCCCUUGAAAGGGGAACGUACGACGAUUAUCAUCCCUGAGGACAUUGGUUCUUUAGCUAAUGAGUUCCUCGAUCUACCAGAGACGCCGAUUUCUGUCUUGUGCCUCCCGAAGGAGAAACCAGAGAGUCUCAACAUUACUCUGAACAACACAAACAUCAUUACUCAUGAUCUUAACCAACAAGAUAUUCGUAGCUUGAAGACUAAUGACAGCGGUUCAAUCGUUACCGAUAAAUAUACAAGUAAGUUCGUCUCCUCUUUCUUAUAAGUUUAUCAUGAUGAUUAUACUACGACCUUCCAUAUCAGUUCUGCUUUUGUAAUUACAUCAGCAGCACCAAUGACUGAAACAAUAGUUGUAGGAUCUGCGUACCGGCAGUUGAGCAUGCUGUUUACAUUUAUCUUUGGAGUUAGUAUACGGAAUAUCUUGCAGAUUCAUUCAGAAAGACUUUGAGAUCUAUCAAGAAGCAAUUCCCAGAGCCCCAAUAGAUCAGAACAAAUUAUAUAAGACACUUUAAAACUCAUUUUCUUACAGGCGUGGCCAUAGCCAUCGUGAGGUCUGCAGACGUGCAUUGGUGGCCCCUUUGGUUUCCCGUCAGACACUGGUCAUCUGGCGCUGUUCUUCUGGUCUCGAUAACCACACCGUGUGAAAGGAAUAACUUCAUGAAAGUGCCGUUCAUGCGAGCACCUUGGGCAGCUUUCAUCUGUCCCAGGAUACCCCGGAUGAAAAGCAAGAUGGGGCCAACGUACCAUAUCUGGACUACUUUGCCAUAUACCACAGGAAACAAGUCGAUCGCACUGGGCGUCUGGAAGCCUGAGGCGUUCGGUCACUGGAGCGACCUUUUCAUAGACCGAUUUCGAGACAUGGGAGAGAAGAUGAUGACCGUCCUCGGGUUCGGAAUUGAUGUACCGCUGCUUUAUGCGCACGUUGACGGAGGUCAGCCCAAAGGGUUGUGUUUCAUCAUAUUCCACGCCUUGUCCCAAUGGCUCGGCUUCCAUUACGACGUCCACCUCACUCGGGACACGUCGUUCCACAUCAUCGAAGACACCGUCAUGAGAGGCCAGAACGACGUCAUCCUGAACUUCGCCGGCCUCACGCCCUCCAGAUAUGAAGAGUUCUCGCUCACCGUCCCCUAUCACUACGAAGGAUUCGGUUUGAUGUUAGAAGUUCCACCGCCCCUUCCUCAGUGGCAAAAUUUUAUCUUCCCCUUCACGUGGCAAGUCUGGAUAGCUACUCUGGUCACCAUCCUCAUAACGGGCAUCAUAUUCCACCUGCUGAAUUACCAGGAGGAGAAAUCUUUCGCUAUCAAUCUCAUCAUCGUCGCACAGUCCGUGUUGGCGAAACCCAUGGACAACAUCCCCGAAAGAUGGCGCGUUCGAUCUUUCCUUCUGAUGUGGUGGCUUCUGUCCUGGCUCUUGGAGUUGUCCUACUUCUGCAACCUCAUUGCUGUCUUGACCAUCCCUGUUUUUCCGAAGAAGAUUCAGACGGCACAAGAAUUAGCUGACAGUAGAUACAGAGUAUGUUUGCUAGACUAUGGUGAAUUUGUCGCUGAAGCCUUGCCUGCCUCAACACACCAUACUUUAGCUGCUCUUGGGGCAAAACUGGAUCUUGUCCCAGUAAUGGACAACAUGCCAAAUGCUGGGGAAGAAGGGUGCGUUGAGUUAGUACUCAAAGGUACGCACAGCCACUUAGAAACAUACUCAUAUACCGUCUACCUGUACAGCAAGUUGGGGCACAGUUCUACUGUCUAUCCUCUGAAAGAACAAAUAUAUUCAAAUUAUUUGGCUUUUCCUGUUCAGAAGGACGCUCCUUGGAAGUACAAGUUUGAUGAGGGAAUGCAACGACUCUUUGAGGGUGGAUUGAUAAAGAGGUGGAUGAAGGAAGCAAUGAUAGAAGCUCUGGAUGGUGUCAAAACAGAGAUCUCGUCUUCAAUGUCUGAAGCCAAGGCUCUGAGUCUGGGUCACCUUCAGAGUGCAUUUUUCAUUCUGGUCAUGGGUUUUUUUGUUUCAUUGGUGGUAAUCAUAGGUGAGUUCUUGGUUUCCUAUCAAAAGAAUGGCUCUGUCUAUGGCUAAGGUUUUGACUGGAUUGGUGACAGUUUUGUCAGAGUCCUACUGACUUCUUUACAACCAAGGAUGAAGUUUGCCUGUUGUUUAUCAUUUUGGAAAUAAUAGUUAUAACUUUUAGUCAUUAUUUACGCUAAACAAUGUUAAACAAAGCUGUAUAUAAAUUGGAAAAAACUUUUGCCAUAUAUUAAAAAAAUUUGCUGCAGUAUUACUCUCAUAAGCCUAUAUCAAUACUUGUUUUCAAUGGUUAUUUCUUUAAAAAAUUAUAACCCAAUUUCCUUGUAAAGAAACAGAGUUAAUAAUAAGUAAUAAGAUGUUGAGAAUAUUUAAGUAGUUGCUCUGUGAUCAAUCUAGUGU
Molecule: messenger RNA, 2780 nt
Organism: Macrobrachium nipponense
Lineage: Eukaryota; Metazoa; Arthropoda; Malacostraca; Decapoda; Palaemonidae
Product: ionotropic receptor 21a-like
Exons: 6
Coding region: 1023-2432 (469 amino acids)
Cellular component (GO): membrane
Molecular function (GO): ligand-gated monoatomic ion channel activity
Source: RefSeq, a predicted model, not a curated record